Molecule: messenger RNA, 553 nt
Organism: Pipistrellus kuhlii (Kuhl's pipistrelle)
Lineage: Eukaryota; Metazoa; Chordata; Mammalia; Chiroptera; Vespertilionidae
Gene: CPSF4L
Product: cleavage and polyadenylation specific factor 4 like
Exons: 5
Coding region: 53-553 (166 amino acids)
Cellular component (GO): mRNA cleavage and polyadenylation specificity factor complex
Molecular function (GO): metal ion binding; RNA binding
Source: RefSeq, a predicted model, not a curated record
GGCCCACCUGCAGGGCCCGGCAGUUACCAGCAGCCCCCGCGGGAGAUGGAGGAUGGAGGAGGUCAUUGCGGGGCUGGAGCGGUUCACCUUCACCUUGGAGGAGGAUGUAGAGAUGCAAAGGGGCAUUGAGCCCCUGCCUUUCCUGGGCAUGGACAAGUCCAGCUCGGCGGUGUGCACCUUCUACGCCAGGGGGCUCUGCGAGAAAGCGCGGCUGUGCCCGUUCCGGCACGACCACGGGGAGAAGACGGUGGUGUGCAAGCACUGGCUGCGCGGGCUGUGCAAGAAGGGCGACCAGUGCCGGUUCCUGCACCAGUACGACCUCUCCCGGAUGCCCGAGUGCUACUUCUUCUCCAAGUUCGGUGAGUGCAGCAACAAGGAAUGCGACUUUCUUCACCUGAAGACCCCUUCCGAGGCCCAGGACUGUCCUUCGUAUGACCAGGGUUUCUGCAAAGACGGUCCCCUGUGUAAAUACCGCCACGUCAGGAGGGUCAUGUGCACCAACUACUUAGGGGGCUUCUGCCCGCUGGGACCCGAGUGCCAGUAUGCACAGUGA